UGCUGCUGCGUCGACUGGCCAGAUCAGCGCCCCCACGACGAUGCCAUCCUCGCAGGCCGUCGUCUCUGCGGUGGCACCGGCCUCGCUGGCUGGUGCCCCUGCCGUGGUUGAGUCCCAACCUCCCGUGGUGGGUCAAACAUCUUUUUCUCAUCUCGCCAAGAGACCUUCUGCUUCUCGAGCUCAGAAGCUAACCAUCUCCACCCAUAUGGACUCAUAUGUGGUGGAUAACGCUGUCGGACCUCAUGGAUCUACGCUGAUUUCGGAUGUCAUGUCCCGGAUCGGCCAGAGCUAUGGCAGUUUCGAGGCUCCCCAGUGGCAGUGCUUAACUGGCACCCGAGACCGCACUGUUCUCUACGAGAAGAGUAUCGAGCACACCGCUGCAGCUCUUGCCUUCACGGCCCAGCUCAACUACGAGCUUAAUAACGAGAUCCAUUCGAGCAGGACUCAUGCCCAAGAGGCAAAGGACCUCCACCUUAGAGCGAACCACGAUCUGAAGGCGACGAAUGCUAAGCUCGAGGCAGUGGUUAAGGAGCGUGAGGAUAUGGCCAAGGAGCUCGGAAAGCUGAAGGCUGAACUCGAGGAGCAAAAGAAAGAUAACACCCAGCUUCGGGAGACCAAUAAGAAGCUCGAGGAGGACAAGACCGCCACCUUCGACCUCAUAGAAGAUGUCAAAGCUCGCCUUACUGCCGAGUACAAAGAAAAGAAGGAAAAGGCGGUCGACUCAGCCAUGUACCGGAUGUGGGCUUAUAAUGAAGAGCUGGACACCAGCUUCUUGGGUCCCCACGAGGCGCCGUUUCUCAAGCGAUGGAACGCUCGACUCGAGGAGGAAGAGGCCGAACAGCUCGAGAAGGAAAAGGCUGAGCAGCUCGAGAGAGAGAAUGCUGCUCCGGGCACAGUUUCGGUGGAAGCUCAGGAGGAUAGUCAUGCUAUUCAUCCUGGUGGGUCCAGUGUUACUGAUGCUGAGAAGGCCAAGGAGACUCCUCUUCCUUGAAUCUGGCCUCGGGGAGAUCAGUUAU
Molecule: messenger RNA, 1016 nt
Organism: Humulus lupulus (European hop)
Lineage: Eukaryota; Viridiplantae; Streptophyta; Magnoliopsida; Rosales; Cannabaceae
Exons: 2
Coding region: 41-991 (316 amino acids)
Source: RefSeq, a predicted model, not a curated record